AUGUCAAAAGAAAGCGUUAAAACCGAUUACCAGCAAUACGUUGGACCCUACAGGCUAGAAAAAACCUUGGGAAAAGGACAAACUGGCCUCGUCAAAUUGGGAGUUCAUUGCGUACUCAGUAAAAAAGUAGCAAUUAAAAUAAUAAAUAGAGAAAAAUUAUCGGAAUCCGUUUUGAUGAAAGUCGAAAGGGAAAUCGCCAUAAUGAAAUUAAUCGAUCAUCCGCACGUUCUUGGAUUAUCAGAUGUUUACGAAAAUAAAAAAUACCUAUAUCUAGUUCUCGAACACGUUUCCGGUGGAGAAUUAUUUGAUUAUUUAGUUAAAAAAGGAAGACUGACACCGAAGGAAGCCAGAAGGUUUUUUCGACAAAUUAUUUCCGCUUUAGAUUUCUGUCAUAGUCAUUCUAUUUGUCACAGAGAUUUAAAACCGGAAAAUCUUUUACUCGAUGAAAAAAAUAACAUCAAAAUAGCUGAUUUUGGAAUGGCAUCGUUACAACCGAACGGUUCCAUGUUGGAAACAAGCUGCGGUUCGCCUCAUUACGCGUGUCCAGAAGUUAUUAGAGGAGAAAAAUACGAUGGUAGAAAAGCGGAUGUUUGGUCUUGCGGUGUGAUAUUGUAUGCUUUGUUAGUCGGUGCUUUACCUUUUGAUGAUGAUAAUUUAAGGCAAUUAUUAGAAAAAGUUAAACGUGGUGUUUUUCACAUUCCUCAUUUCGUACCACCGGAUUGUCAAAAUCUUCUGAGAGGAAUGAUAGAAGUCAAUCCGGAAAAAAGAUUAACACUCUCGGACAUUAAUAGGCAUCCGUGGGUAACUGCAGGCGGAAAAGGAGAAUUAGAAUUGGAACUUCCGAUGAUGGACGUUGUCCAAACCCACGUUAUACCAUCUGUCGAUGCCAUGGAUCCCGACGUUUUGCAAGCCAUAACGAGCCUGGGGUGUUUUAAAAACAAAGACAGCUUAAUUCAAGAACUUCUUAGCGUUAAUCAUAAUACGGAAAAGGUAAUUUAUUUUUUAUUACUGGAAAGAAAAAGAAGGCGGCCAGCUUUUGAAGAUGAUACGGAAUCAAUUUUGCGAGUUCGUUCAGAAAGUAGUGAUCCACCUCGAAAAAGAAUAGAUACGAUUAAAGUAAACGGAUCGAAUAGUUACCAAUUUGGGCAAAUAAGCGAAGGAAGCCCUCUAACACCAAGAAGACAAGCAUUUUCGGGUAUGAGGUAUCACAGAAGACCUCCUGGAAAUGGUGGCAAUACUGUUAAUCAAAAUUCAUUUAAAUCUAGUCCGAUACAUUCAACUUAUAGCAAUAUACCAAAUGUUAAUUUAACUGCGAUUUUUUCUGAUACAGGAAUGUUAUCACCGGUACCUACAAGAACAUCAUACCAUCAAAGAUCGGUUCACACUUCCAACAACUCAAACGUACGAGGAAAUAAUUGCUUAAAUUCUUCAACCUAUUCAACGACUAGCGUUACCUGUAAUCAUCCAUCGUCACCAGAAUGUCGAAAAACGUUACGAUUCCCUACAAAUCCCAAUUUAAAUAAUUUAUUCGAAGGUUCGGGUACGACGCAAUCAAAUGUCGUGUCACCAGUGGCUCCACCCGUCGUUCAACAUCAAAGAGCUAAUAGUUCAGGUCCUACAGUUCAAAACAUUUAUAACGAAUCCGACAGGCCGUCUAUUAUUUCUUUAACGUCCAACUUGCUGCCUAUGACUCCUCCGGGAUCCCCGCAUGCAACCGCCGCGCAUCACUGGAGAUCUAGACUGACUACAAUUAAAAAUAGCUUUUUGGGAACGCCUAGAUUUCACAGGAGAAAAUUACAAACUUCGUGUGAAGAAGCUCACUUAACACCAGAAUCUUCCCCGGAAUUAACGAAAAAAUCGUGGUUUGGAAAUUUAAUGACAACUGAAAAAGAUGAAACUUUCACAAUAUUAGUCAAAGGAAAGCCACUUGCUUCCGUUAAAGCCGACCUCAUCCAUGCCUUUUUAUCGAUAGCGGAACUGAGUCAUAGCGUAUCAUCGCCAAUGUCGUUUAGAGUAGAAUACAAAAGAGGAACAACAGGUCCGACAAUGUUUCAAAGACAAGUUCGAUUUCAAGUAGAUAUUUCAACAAUUAGCAAACAAACAUCUGACAAUUCCAAAGACUACCUGUUUGCAAUUACCUUUACAUUAAUCUCAGGGAACAUUCGAAGGUUUAGAAGAGUUUGCGAACACAUUCAAAGUCAAGUUUGCAGUAGAAGACCGCCAUCGAGUCCGAGAGCUACGAGAAAAUUUACAACGGAACUAUCGGAAAGUUCAAGUUGUGGAUCGGAUACGAGCGAAAGGCUUUCACCACAUCCUGGUACGAGGCAAAUAGAAUCCGAUGUCGAUUACGAGAAUUCAGUUUUCGAUGUUAAAUCACCCACGAAAGAAUCCGUGCACGAUCGUCAACAAAACGUUUCUCAACAAUUCAUUCGUAGAAAUUCGUCGACGAGUAACAACAACAACAAUCAUCCGAACAUAACCAAGGAUUGUUCGACGACGAGCGACAUGUCUCAAUCACAACAAUUAAGAUCUUCCACACAGCAAGAGAAAAAUGUAGCGGUGAGAAGUCACAGUGAAACAAAAACUGAUGGUUUAGAGGCAUUAGAAAAGUGUAGAGUUACCACAACCUCUGAAAGCAUUGCUUGA
Molecule: messenger RNA, 2646 nt
Organism: Pediculus humanus corporis (human body louse)
Lineage: Eukaryota; Metazoa; Arthropoda; Insecta; Psocodea; Pediculidae
Product: BR serine/threonine-protein kinase, putative
Exons: 13
Coding region: 1-2646 (881 amino acids)
Biological process (GO): protein phosphorylation; intracellular signal transduction; microtubule cytoskeleton organization
Cellular component (GO): cytoplasm
Molecular function (GO): protein serine/threonine kinase activity; ATP binding; tau-protein kinase activity
Source: RefSeq, a predicted model, not a curated record